This is a messenger RNA of Caenorhabditis bovis, 1881 nucleotides long. Lineage: Eukaryota; Metazoa; Nematoda; Chromadorea; Rhabditida; Rhabditidae. The record is from the annotation of a GenBank genome assembly.
AUGAAUUCUCCACCACUUGCAUGCAGGUCGAAAGAAGAAGCUGUGGAUUCUCAUAAUAUCGAUGUUGCUUCUAUCACAUCUGUUGAUGGUCAACCGACGCCGCCAAUCGAAGGCAAUCAAGUGACUUACAAAUUUUCGAGCAUUUUUUCGGGUCUUCCGCCAUCAAACGGGCAGAAUUACAUUCAACGAUUGGCCGCAAUCACAGAAAGUGAUUCCGAAGAGGAAGAAGAUAUGGUUAUGACACCAAAUGAUGCCAAAAUGCCAAAACUAGGAGAAAAACAAUCAAACAACUUCCCGUUAUUGUCUCUUUCGGAUACGAAAUCUGUUAAAAAACGCGAGAGAAAAUCAUCGUCAAAAGCCAAAAAUGCUGUCAAACAAGAACCAUCGACUUCUAAUACUUCUUCGGAUUCCGUUGCACAAUUAUCGGCAGGUGUCAAAACGAAAUCGCGGCGUGUUUCUCGUCCAACUCAGCGCAAAAGAGAAAACAUUGAAUAUAUUUCUGAGCAGAAGCGAUCAACUAGAACGAGGAAGGCAAAAACAGGAUCCGCUCAAACGCUAGCUGUACAGACAGACACCAACAGUACAGACACAGCACAUGCGCAAACUAAUUUUUCUCAUGUUAAUGAGCCUCGUGGAACUCAGAAUCAAGCAUCGCAAGCUCAGGCAAAACAUGCUCAAGAAGAUCAGGCUCAACCAACUCAGGCUCAAGAUACUCAUAAUCAAGCAACGCUGACUCAAACAAGUGAGUCUCAAGCAACUCAGAAUCAAGCAACGCAGGAUCAGGCAGUAAUGACACACGUACCACAGGAUCAGACAGCCCAGGCUCAAUCGCAUGAGACUCAAAAAUCAGCGGUUCGCGCAACUCAGGAUGAGACAGCGCAGGAACAGACAACUGAAGCUCAAGCAACUCAGGAUCACACAAUGAUGAAUCAAGUGACACAGGAUCCGACAACUCAGGCACAAGCAACUAUAAACAGUGCAACUCAGCUUCAUGCAACUCAGGUUCAUCAAGGACAAUCUCAAUCUGACCGAGGCAGCUGUAAAAUAUUUCAAACACCGAGCUUCGACAGUUUUAGAGAUUCUCGUACUUACAUGCGAUCACCGGCCCCACUCACUUAUCAUUAUCAAGUUCGCGCACCGUUUUCCAGCUAUCAGCCAUCCAACGAUUACAUUCCACCAUUUUCAUCGUGUCAGACAGCUCUAAACGAUCAGCAGCUAUUCCUGACCAAUGGGUUUACCCAAUCGCCUGUGCUUCGACCGCAGUCGCUAGCUUGUCAUUCGCGUCACAAUGGUUUCGAUUCGGACAUCUACACAGCAAGAUCAAUGAAAAAACAGCAAUCAAUUUGGUACAAUCCCAAAACAAAUGCAGGUGAACCCAGCUUAUUCGCUUCCACAUAUUACGAACACGAUCCAUGCAUUUGUCCAAGGCCAGAAUAUGGUCAGCAUUUUCCCGGAAUUUUCGCAACACCGCCAGUGCCGAUUGAAUAUUUCGAAAACUAUGCAACCCCAGCGAAAAGAGCUCGUUUUGAAUCAAACAGUGCAAUGAAAGCCGAGGCCUACACUAGUCCUACGAUGACUGACUACUAUUCUCCGCCAGCAACAAACUAUCCAGUUGUCUACAAUAUGCCGACUUCCAUAAGAUCAGCGACUCCGAACAACGGAUUUCCAUCUCCUAUUCAAUACGUUGGAUCACUUCCAAGCGUAUAUUCAUUUAAAAAUGGCGCUUUGGAAUUCACUGAUGACUACGUUACGCCCAAAGAAGCAUUACCAGUCCCUGGGCCAAAUGAUCCACUUCCAUCAAUUGAAACAAUUUUUUCAAAAUCGGCCAACGGAUCAGCAUUGAAGCAACAUUCGGAUGAUUCAUCGUCAUUUUUGUUCUGA